AUGCGGUCAUUCGUUCCUCUCGCUGCUGCUGUGCUGCUCUCCACGGCGUCCGCUGCACCUGGCUGGGCCGACUGGAUCAAUCCAGGCAAAUGCUUGAACCCCCGUUCUGCUCAAUACCUUGUCGAUGGCUUCGGUAGCCUCCUCUCCAACUACAACGCUGCUACGGCAGAUAAGAUUUUGGCAGACGACCUCGUUGACUGGUCUGACAGCAUCAACGAGCUCGCUGGCGUACCUCUGGGUGUGCCCACGUUCCCCAGCAAGGCUGCUUUCGAAGCCGGCCAGGGCUCUCAGCCACCGAUCCCUUUCAACCUCAUGGCGAUUGACGCCGUCACUUGUGACACAAUUGCUCUUCGAUGGAAUACCACCCUCCCACCAAACACAGUCAAGGGCAUCACAAUCCUCAAGGCCGAAAACUCUCAGGGCCAACCAGAUACCUGGCAGAUCAAGACCAUCUUCACGGAAUUCAACAGCAUCGCCUGGCUAGAAGAUAUUGGAGGUAACUGCAGCGCUCCCCAGCACUAA
This is a messenger RNA of Exophiala spinifera, 522 nucleotides long. RefSeq lists its product as uncharacterized. The transcript has a single exon. The record is from RefSeq and is a predicted model, not a curated record. Bases 1 to 522 code for a protein of 173 amino acids. NCBI's taxonomy places the organism in Eukaryota, Fungi, Ascomycota, Eurotiomycetes, Chaetothyriales, Herpotrichiellaceae.